CCGUUGGAUGACGUAGUGUUUUAAUACACUAGGAUAACAGAUUUGAACUUUUUUUGAAAAAUUUUGUGAGCUUCGCACGCCCUAAACCGGCAUACAAAAAAGCAUAAUGGACCCCAGUCUGAUAGCAACCAUGGACAAGGACGCACUUAAAAAGCAAAUCGAAAAUAUGAAGUAUCAGGCGUCAAUGGAGCGGUGGCCCUUAAGUAAAAGUAUCGCAGCAAUGCGAGAGUACGUUGAGGAAAAUGAGAAAAACGACCCCCUGAUACACGCCCCCGAUAAAAAGAGUAAUCCUUGGGCGGAGAAAGGAAAAUGCGUCAUUAUGUAAUGAAUCAUCGCAUCGUUUAAGAAGACAAAGAAUUAAUAUAUAUAUUUGUAAAUAAUUAGGGAAAAACAUACACAGAAUCAGACACUUCGAAAAAAAAACUCGAAAAAUUGAUUAAAUAGAUGCAGAACGAUAGAUGAUACCUAAGAAAUUUGAAGACAACAUGGAUCGUUGGUGAAUCGAAAAUGAAUGAAAUUAAGGAAACGAGCAAUCAGAAGCCAUUUUAGGUGAGAUUUUCUUCAGUCGAUUUGGGAACGAUCACAUUGUAAACGCGCCUGCGCAGCAAGAACACUUCUAAGGCGCACGCUCGGAAUUGUUGUUUUUCCUCUGAUAGAUGGAGGCUGCAUUUCGUUCUGAAUUUAUUCACAACACAUGAUCCUGGUCGUCCAGGACGAAGUCCGUCUGAACUGUGCAUUGUGGGCACUGCCACGCUGGUUCGUCAAAGAAUUUUCAAAAUACGAAUUGGAAAUUUGCGGAAGAGUCGAAUAUAAACACUUGCUUACACUGCCAUCUGUGAAAUAUGAAUCUGCGAUAGGAUUACUUUAUCUGUUUCCGAAUCUACAUGUUUUAGUUUAAACUGGUUUUGUUUCGUAAGUGUUUUUCGUACCUAAUAUUUAUUAAAUCUUUCGUUAGAUUAAUGUGUGCCACGAUUUAGCCUUAAGUUUUUAUUUGAGAGAAAUCUAGAAAAGAAAAUACUACAUAACCAAUAUGGCAUGUGCUCUAAUUGCGACCAACUUCCAUAGACUCAUUUCGAUCGUCAUUGAUUUAUAUAAUUAUAAAAAUGGAAACUUAAUAUUAAAAUAAAUCUAUAGUGGUUUCGUAUAUUUCUACGUAAUUGUUAUGACAUUAUUUCAAAGUACAUUUAAUAAAUGCUCAGAGCUUCAUUUUCAACGAUACGUAAUCACUCAUCCAGCUAUUUUUUUCACCUAUUCUAGUCGAAUUUCUGGAGGCUUUGUCCUGGAAGUGCAAUUGUAACAAAUAAAAUUUGGCGAUGAAUGUUAGAAAUCGUUUUAUAU
Molecule: messenger RNA, 1338 nt
Organism: Ctenocephalides felis (cat flea)
Lineage: Eukaryota; Metazoa; Arthropoda; Insecta; Siphonaptera; Pulicidae
Gene: Ggamma30A
Product: guanine nucleotide-binding protein subunit gamma-e
Exons: 3
Coding region: 107-325 (72 amino acids)
Biological process (GO): sensory perception of taste; phospholipase C-activating G protein-coupled receptor signaling pathway
Cellular component (GO): heterotrimeric G-protein complex
Molecular function (GO): G-protein beta-subunit binding
Source: RefSeq, a predicted model, not a curated record